AUGAUAGUGCAGCUAAUUGAGCCCGAUCAAAAAGAAAGGGUGAUUUACUACUUAAGCAAGAAGUUCACUAAUUGUGAGAUCAACUACAUUGCCAUUGAAAAGAAGUGUUGUGCCCUAGCAUGGGCAUCACGCAAGUUAUGGCAAUAUAUGCUCUACUUCACCACAAGGCUUAUUUCCCGCAUGGAUCCCAUUAAAUACAUCUUUGAAAAGCCAGCUCUAACAGGAAAGAUCUCUCGUUGGCAAAUGUUGCUCUCCGAGUUCGACAUUGUGUUUGUGACAAGAAAGACCAUCAAGGACCAGGCCAUAGUCGAUUACCUAGUGGACCAGCCACUAAACAAUCCAAAACUUUCAGAAUCCCUCUUCCCUGAUAAGGAUGUCAUGGCACUAGAGCCAAAGCCAGACAGUGUGGAACCUUGGUGUUGGAAGGUUUAUUUCGAUGGAGCCGCCAAUUCUACCGAAAAUGGAGUGGGAGCAGUCUUAGUUUCCCCCAAGGGCCAACAAAUCCCUGUUUUAGUCAAGCUGAAUUUCGGUUGCACCAACAAUGUCAUCGAAUACAAAGCAUGCAUAGUCGGCCUACAAGUGGCCCUAGAAUUUGGAGCCUAUGACUUGAGCGUCUUUGAAGAUUCCCUGUUUAUCAUCUCCCAAAUUGAAGGAAAAUCGCAAGCCCAAGACACUAAGUUGAUUCCAUAUCAGAAAUGCGUCAGCCGCUUGAUUUUGAAGUUUUGA
Messenger RNA from Quercus lobata, 726 nucleotides. RefSeq lists its product as uncharacterized. Gene Ontology annotation, molecular function: RNA-DNA hybrid ribonuclease activity; nucleic acid binding. The record is from RefSeq and is a predicted model, not a curated record. Bases 1 to 726 code for a protein of 241 amino acids. NCBI's taxonomy places the organism in Eukaryota, Viridiplantae, Streptophyta, Magnoliopsida, Fagales, Fagaceae. The transcript has a single exon.